AAACAACUGUGAACGUGAUCGGUAACGUGUGUUACAAUAUACCCUUUGAAGUCUAUUUUUUGUAGUGUUUUUUUUUUUUUGUGAGUGCACAAAAGUCUUUGUGAAUGAAAUAAUACAUGUGAUACAGUUGGAGAAAUAAAAUAUGUAGAUAAAACAUAAAAAAAUUAAAUAAUAAACAGUGUGUUGUCUUAAUAAGAGUAACAAUAAUAACAAUAAUAAAUGCAGUGACGAAAGUCGAUACAAGUGCAGUGAAAAAUGAAAGGCAACCAGCGCCGGAAAAACUUUAAGCAACUGAACAAAAUUUAGUAGCUAAUAAAGAAGUUUAAACUGGCUCCAACCAGCUAGCAACCAGCAAAAAUAUAAAAUAUCUAAUAUUCUUAAAAAUCCAACCAAAAAAAAAACUGAACCGCCAUCAAACGAAAUUCAAAACGAGCCAAUUUGUGGUGUUUAUUAUUUAUUUAUAUGCAAAUUUAUUUUUACAACAACUUGGUAUUAACCUACAAUCGAACCACAACAACAGCAAAAGCCGGGGAAAGAUAAAGAAAAAGCAUCGAAAAGCAAAAGCAGCGCACCUUCUUGGACUUCGACGUCUUUAUUUUGGGAUAUAAAACAGCAAAAACCUACCCCUGCUCACAACCAAACCAAACGCAACAAGAAGAAUUGACAUUCCGCAAAAAUAUUGUCCGCGCGAUUGGAAAGACCUUUUUUCACUGCGGCUCGACCACUUCACAUAUCAUUGGCUUUAUGUGGCCUGACUUGGGCGCUAGCCAGGAGUAAGCGAUCUGUCGGUCGGUCCCGAGAAGAUGGCUCCGCCAAACUGUCUGCUGGCGGUGCUGGCGCUGACGGUUUUCCUGGGGGCCAACAACGCACUGCCUAUCACCUCGCGACCCAUCGAGGGAAAUGUCCAGCGGAUGGUGUGGGAGGAUUGGGUCAACCUGGACCCAGAGCAGAGAAACCUCACCAAGGAGAAGAAGAUAACCGCCAAGUCGAUAUUCACGCUACCGUUUCGCCACUGUCCGCAGGGUCACACGCUGUUCAACCAGCUUUGCAUCCCGCAGUCCAACAUUGAUCCCACGGAUCUGAUCAAGCAGGAACUCAUCCUGGCCGGUGGCUCCAAUGGCAAUCCGCCACCGCCACCUAUUGGAGACUACGACUACGGAGAUGACGAGGAGAGUGAGGAAAUCGUGUACGACCUUUCGGUAAUACCAACAACCAUGCAGGCUGGUAUCCCGCCCAGCGUUGGGGACGGGAAUCAAGCCCUGCCCAGCGAGGAUGCACCACUGAAAUUUAACAUUUUUGAGAAGAAAUUCCCCACGGGCACGGGAGAGUCCGAGGAGGUGCCACUGCCGCCGGACAUGGUGGCUGCAACAUAUGCCAAAAACAUCAGUACCACAGCAGAAACAACAACUAGCACAGCGCCCACGUCAACGGCGACUGUUGCCACACCGGCAGUUCCUUCGGGAGAGCUCAGUAAGCGCACUUCCGGAGGCGAUUUGAUGGCGGCCCCCAGUGAUGCCUUCUUCACAUCGACAACAAUUACCAUGCCCAGCAGCAACUCUACCACCACCACCAACGGGGACGUUGUUGGCCAAGUGGAGGCCAUUGUGUUGCCGACGGAUCAGGCGCACGAUGGCUCUCUGCACCUGGUGACCAGUUCCCUCACCGACAAUGACAGCGAUGACUCCUCUACCACAGUGAAUGGAUUUAACGCGGAGGCGGAUCUGGCCCAACUGCUCAAGGUCGACGCCUUUUUGCCGGCCUACGAUGGCAGCAUUGAGUUGUUGCCGCCGCUUUUCAGUCAUCGCAAGGUGGCGCCGCCGUUGAGCGCAGACCAGGAUGUAAACACCAAACAGGCGGUUGAGGCUGCAGAGAAGGUAGGAGCGGAGCUGAAAGAUGAGGCGGAAGAGGAGGAGGUGACCGCUACGGACAUAGUACCAAGUGAGGAGGAGGAGUAUACCACAGAGAUGGCAACAAACGCAAGAGACACAACUGUUGCGGAGGCGUCAAUGGAUACAUCGCCUGCCACCUCCACCUCCACCUCGGUCCAAUCAUCAUCACAUCCGCCAGAAGAACCCGAGAUAGAUGAACGUGAAAAUCGCCUGGUCUUGAUAAAAUCGAAAGUGCAACCGGUUCAGUUAACGACAACAACUUCGGCAACAGCAACAACUGCAGCUGAUGCUGCUGCUUCGAGCUCCUCAACUGACCGGUUUCACUAUCAGCAUUUUGUCGAAGAUGUUGCCGCCAGCAGUACAACGACGGCAACACCAGAGCCCAGCAGCAGCUCUGCCGGCGAACCGAUGGAGCAGUCCGAUAUGCCGGCGAGUGACAAUGACAAUUUAAUGACAAAUACAAUUGGCGGCCGCGGCGACGAGGAUGAUGAUGGGGGCCAUAAGGCCACCAGUGAAAUUGAUGUCCAACAGGAACUGCGGCUCAUCAACGAGCUGGUAAAGGGCAAGCAGCGAAAGCAUCAUCAGCAACAGAAACAGCAACUUGAGCCAACCAGUACAGAAGCGACUUCGGCGUCAGCGUCACUAUCAUCAACAUCAACAUCAACUGAGGAUUCCACCACCACCACCACCACCACCACAACAGCAACAGCAUACGCAAAUUGGUCAAAGGUGAUGCCGCAAUUAGGCCAGAGCACAUCUGAAUCAGCAGCCACAACAGAGACAGCUGCCACAUCGAGCCAGGUCAUUGAAAGCAGUUCGACAGCAUCGGCAGCAGCAACAGAAGUUAAACAUUUAAGUAUUACUAAUCGUAGCAAUAGAAAUAGUAAAAUAAUAAGAGUAGAUCGGUUGGCCGAAGAGCCUGAAGGAACUGCCGCAUCUGCAACAACUGCAGCAACUGCGGAAUCAGCAGCAACCUCCGCCACGCUUCCCAACAGCAGCAGCAACCCAGAUGGCUAUACGCCUUUCUGGUGGCUACCGAGUAUUGGGUGGCGCCUGGACCGCCAGCUGGAUGGGAAUGGCGAGGAUCAGUCGCUGUUGCUGCGGUUCUUCAGCACAUUUCGCGGUAGCAACACGGCAGCAACCACACGCUAAAAGCAACAUCAGCAGCAGCAACUCCUGGCUCUGGCCAGCGAUUAGAGCCACAGGAAGUAGCUGAGUGCCGUAUAGUCUAGUGCAGCAUAGUGUCGUGUUAGCAACAGCGUUUCAAUGGCGUGUUGAAGUUUGUUCACAGUUGUCUCACCUUUACACUCUUUCCUUUUCUCAGUAAAUAUUUAUUAUCUUUUAAAGUUUUAAUCGAAUGUCAAUUGUACAUAGCAUGUCCGAAACACCUACUUACUACUUAGCAACCACUUUUGCAUUUUUUUUUUGCUUUGGCGUUAUAUCAUACCUUAUUCUUUGUGUUAUUGCAACUGCUUUCUUUUUUAAGUUGUUGAUUUAAUUUUAGGGAAUCUUUUUUUUACAUUACAAUAGUUUUAUAUGUGAGUGCUGCUGUCGUUGUUGCGAGCCUUAGCAAUAUUAAAUUGUGAUUCCUUAGGCAUAUAAAUUGAUCGUUAGACUUAGGCAAUCGUAUUUGUAUACCCAGAAUCUUUUGAUGUAUCUUUUUUUUUUUACUACUAUUAUUACCCUGCUAACCCAAUAUGUUCAUGUAUGUGCGUACAAUUUGAGCAUUUGUUGUAGCUGUCUCAGUGUAUAUACAUUAGUGCAGAAACCUUUGAAGUCAAAGCAUUUUUAAAUCCAAGCAUCUACUAAAACAACACGUGUAUCUAUACUUAGAAUGUAAGCGCAACAGUUAUGCUAAACAUUGUAAACAGAAAUCGAAACUAAAGCCUAAAAAAUAGUGUAAUGCAUGUAUGUAUAUAUUUAUAGAAAAUGCGUUUCGAUCCAUUAACUCAAACGAAUCGAAUCGAAACGAAAAGAAACGAAUCAGGCACCCAAUAUGUUUUUGUCAAUGGAAAUUCAAACAACAACCAAAGUUCAGAAGAAAAACAAAUGCAAAAAACGUCUAUUUUAAUUGGCACAAUAGCGACUGUGCGGCUGGUGCCUUCCUCACAAUUUGAUAGCCGGCCAAAAGUCUGCGGUAAGUAUCCUACUAUGAAUUCGGGUCGAAUAUGCUGGAUUAGCCACAACUUCGAGGGUCACCGCGGGGCGAAACGUAUUCAACCGUAUUUCCAACAGCCACUGGGCUCAAACUUUACGGAGAUUCCUUUAUUGUUUACCUCAACAGUCUGGCCAAAAACUGGACGCUCGACUCUUUCCACUGCGAAUCGGCCAAAUGACAAAAAGACAGACUCAAAAUGAACUAAAUAUUGAAGUGCUGGUCGACAGGUGGACAGAUGAUGGAAGCGUAUUGAUCUGGCCCAAAGAGUUGUCAAAGAGAAUUUCGUUGCACCAGUCCUGGCGAUACACCAAGCAAAAAUAAAUAAAAUAUGAAGUUGGAAGUACAAUUCAUCAUCAUUUCCAUCACAUCAUUUUAGCUCUAAACAACAAAAUUCAGCGGUUUUAAAAUACGAUUUGCUUUGAUGUAUACAUUACAACUCUGUUAUCAGCCAGUGAAGAUCAGCGAAAUAAAUGUACCAAUCAACCAAUUUA
This is a messenger RNA of Drosophila yakuba, 4538 nucleotides long. Its product is annotated as protein folded gastrulation. The transcript has 4 exons. The record is from RefSeq and is a predicted model, not a curated record. Lineage: Eukaryota; Metazoa; Arthropoda; Insecta; Diptera; Drosophilidae. Bases 804 to 3041 code for a protein of 745 amino acids.